Molecule: messenger RNA, 373 nt
Organism: Protopterus annectens (West African lungfish)
Lineage: Eukaryota; Metazoa; Chordata; Ceratodontiformes; Protopteridae
Gene: RPL28
Product: ribosomal protein L28
Biological process (GO): translation
Cellular component (GO): cytosolic large ribosomal subunit; ribosome
Molecular function (GO): structural constituent of ribosome
Source: RefSeq, a predicted model, not a curated record
GAGCCUAACAACUUAAAGGCUAGACAUUCUUUUCGCUAUAAUGGCCUUAUUCAUCGGAAAACUGUUGGAGUAGAGCCUGCUCCUGAUGGAAAAGGUGUCGUUGUGGUCCUGAAAAAACGAUCAGGUCAGCAUAAACCUGCUACAUGUUAUGAGAAGAUGACUAUCAAUAAAAAUGCUCGUGCCACCUUGAACAGUGUACGACAUAUCAUUCGCAAAAACAAGUACAGAAAGGAUCUUCGUAUGGCUGCUCUUCGUCGUGUCAGUGCUAUUUUGAAAAGCCAGAAGCCAGUAAUUGUCAAGAAGAAGAGUUCAAGAGCUGUUAAAACUGCAUAAAACACAUGCCAUGUUUUGCAUUAAAUGUUGAAUAACUUUA